Molecule: messenger RNA, 4107 nt
Organism: Dunckerocampus dactyliophorus (ringed pipefish)
Lineage: Eukaryota; Metazoa; Chordata; Actinopteri; Syngnathiformes; Syngnathidae
Gene: bpgm
Product: 2,3-bisphosphoglycerate mutase
Exons: 3
Coding region: 153-929 (258 amino acids)
Biological process (GO): glycolytic process
Molecular function (GO): intramolecular phosphotransferase activity
Source: RefSeq, a predicted model, not a curated record
AGGACGUCCAUUCCGAUUGGAGGUCCAAAACUGUUAAUCGCCAUUAAUCCCACAGACGUUUUCAUGGCUGGCCAAAUAUUUUCAACAUUACAAGUGACCGUUGCAGUAACAUUCCGACCGGCUUUACCCACGUAGGGUUUGUGGUGCAGCAGAUGUCCACGUACAAACUGUUCCUGCUGAGGCAUGGCGAGGGGGCAUGGAACCGGGAGAACCGUUUUUGCAGCUGGGUGGACCAGAAGCUGAGCGAGGAUGGCGUAAAGGAGGCCCGGGACUGCGGCAGGCUCCUGAAAGAGAUGGGCUACAAGUUCGACAUGGUCUUCACCUCCAUCCUCAGCCGCUCCAUCCAGACAGCCUGGCUGGUUCUGGAGGCCAUGGGCCAGGAGUGGAUCCCCGUGGUCAAGUCAUGGAGGCUCAACGAGCGCCACUACGGCGCCCUGAUAGGCUUGAACCGGGCGGAAAUGGCACUGCAGCACGGCGAGGAGAAAGUGAAGUUGUGGAGGAGGGGCUAUGACAUCACUCCACCGCUUAUAGAGGAAACGCACCCGUACUUCCACGAAAUCUACAAUGAUCGCAGGUACACCACGUGCGAUGUGGACAAGGAGAAGCUGCCCCAUGCCGAGAGCUUGAAGGAGGUUUUGGACAGGCUGCUACCAUAUUGGGACAGCACAGUGGUGCCAGAGAUACAGAAAGGCAGGACGGUGCUCAUUUCUGCCCAUGGAAACAGCUGCAGAGCCCUGCUCAAACACCUGGAAGGAAUAUCGGAUGAGGAUAUCGCCGGCGUGACAUUACCCACAGGGAUUCCGGUGCUGCUGGAACUGGACAAAGAGCUGCGGCCCGUGAAGGCUCGCCGGCUGCUGGGAGACCAGGAGAAGAUCCAGGCAGCCAUUCGAAAGGUGGAGGAUCAGGGAAAAGCCAAGGCCACCACUUGAAAUGCAUGUAAGACCUUGGAAAGUUACUUUAGUGUCACCACUGGAGACCUCCUAACAGUCUUAAUGUGUGCUUACUGUAAAGGUGUCUGACCUGCUACUGUGUCCACGGACAUAUCUGUCCCUACUGGUUUGUCUCCAAGCCUGCAUGUGAUUUAUAUACUACAUAAGCAUUUCUUUUAUGUUGAAUGUGGCACUGCUUUUAUUCCCCCAGAGUGUCAAUCAUUGUAGAAAUAUAGUGGACUAGAUUUCAUUUAAAAUGAGUUGUCACACUGACAAAUACUUUUAUGCCUCAGAUAAUCAGCAUGAGGAAGUCAAAUGGCUUUUCAUUAGUUUCAAACAUGUUUGCUUGCCUGUGAAAUCUCAAAUAGCCCACUGGAGUAAAUGAACGCCACACCUCAAACAGACUCCCCAGGGGGAAAAAAUGGUGGCUGUAAUGAUACCAUACCGUGACUGCGGUAGGCGUCUUUUCACAACGUCGACUGCUCACAGAGGACACGUGGCACCUGUAAAGCUGACAUUGAUGGGAGAGUUCCAAAGGAAAGUGCUGGGAAUGACUGCUGUGUGGAGCUGAAAAGCCCGUAUCUCUGAUUUUAUGCCAAUAUCAUAAUCAUUUCAACUGGCCUCCAUCAGAACUUGAGUGUUAUUUUUCAUAUUUCAGAGCAGAGCUGUUCUCCUUUUCUAUGCUGUCCACUGUGUUUGCCUUCAGAGGUCAUUUUGCUCUUUUUAUUGCACUUAUUUGUUGGAAAAUGCUUCAAGGCAGGGGUGCAUCUUCGCAUUUUGUCUUCCAGCAGUGCUGUGCUGUCAGUGAAUGUGUUUUGUGUGUUCAAAGCAGGGGUGUCCAAAAUGUGGCUCGGGGGCUAUCUGUGGCGUGCGGCUGUUUUUUUGUUUUUGUUUUUGUUUGGCCCGCGGCACAUUCUAAGAAUAUAUUUUAACAAGAGAAGUUAAAAAAAAAACAGUAAAAAUGUAAUUUUACAAGAAUAACAUCAAAAUAUUAAGAGAAAAAAAUUCUAAUUCUAAACAAGAAAGAUGCAAUUUGACGAGAAUAAUGUGGUAAUUUUAUGAGGAAAAAUAACGUCAUUUUACUAGCAUAAAGUUGAAAUAUUAAAGAAAAAAGACGUUCUUUUCAUUUUAUUAUUAUUUUUAUUGGCACGUAGCACAUUCUAAAAAUAGAACUUAACAAGAAAACUAAAAAAAAAAAGGGAGUACGGGACUGGUGGCGCUGCUACGUGCCAUUGGGUCCUUGUAGAACCGGAGCAGGAGCCUGGUUGGCAUUGCCAGCAGGAAGUCCAGCCUGUUCCUGGUGAACGUUGGCCUCCGCCAAGGCUGCCCUUUGUCACCCGUUCUGUUCAUCCUUUUCAUGGACACAAUUUCUAGGUGCAGCCAAGGCGUCAAGGGAGUCCAGUUCGGGGGCCUUAGGAUCUCAUCUCUGCUAUCUGCAGGUGAUGUGGUCCUGAUGGCCUCAUGGGGCUGUGACCUUCAGCGUUUCCUGGGGGGGUUUGCAUCUGAGUGUGAAGCUUCUGGGAUGAGACUCAGCACCUCCAAAUGUGAGGCCAUGGUUCUCAGUGGGAAAAGGGGGGGUUGGGAAUGAAGUCCUGCCCCAGGUGGGGGGGUUCAAUUAUCUCGGGGUCUUGUUCACCAGUGAGGAAAGGUUGGAACGUGAGGUCGACAGGCGGAUCGGUGCAACGUCUGCAGUAAUGAGGUUGCUGUACCGGACCGUCGUGGUGAAGAGAGAGCUGAGCCACUUUACCCCCCACCUAUGUUCCCACCCUCACCUAUGGUCAUGAGCUUUGGGUCGUGACCGAAAGAAGGAGAUGGUGGAUACAAGCGGCUGAAAUGAGUUUUCUCCGUAGGGUAGCUGGACUCCCCCUAAGAGAUAGGGGGAGGGGCUCAGAGUAGAGCCGCUGCUCCUUGACAUGGAGAGGAGCCAGUUGAGGGGGCUCUGGCAUCUAGUCUGGACACCUCCCUGGUGAGGUGUUCCGGGCAUUAGAAGCCCCGGGGCAGACCGAGGACACGCUGGAGGGAUUAUGUCUCACUGGAAAAAAUAGAGGUAACUUUAUGAGAAAAAAAUCAUAUGUUAACACGAAAAAAAGUUGCAACUUUACAAGAAAAAUGUGUGUAAUUAUGAAGAGAAAUAUGUUAUUUUAGUAGCAUAGAGUUGCAAUAGGGCUGCACGGUGGUCUAGUGGUUAGCAUGUUGGCCAACACAGUAACAGUCUGGAGAUCAGGAAGACCUGGGUUGGAUUCUCCCUUGGGCAUUUCUGUGUGGAGUUUGCAUGUUCUCCCCGUGUGUGUGGGGGGGGGGGGUUUCCUCCCACAUCCCAAAAACAUGCAUGUUAGCUUCAUUGGAGACUCUAAAUGGUCCAUAGGUAUGAAUGUGAGUGUUUGUCUAUAUGUGCCCUGCCAUUGGCUGGACACCAGUCCAGGGUGUACCCCGCCUGUUGCCCCAAGUCAGCUGGAAUAGGCUCCAGCAUGCCCCCGCGACCCUAAAGAGGAGAAGCGGUAUAGAAAAUGGAUGGAUGGAUGGAGUUGCAAUAUUAAAGAACAAUGUUAUUUUGUAAAUGUUGUAAUAUUAUGACAAACAAACAAUCCAAAAUAAAGUUGUAUUUUUUUAUGAGGCUGGGAAAAAAGUCCAAAUAUUCUGGGAAUAAAGUCAUAUUACAAAAAGUAUUAAAUAUUUGGAAAAUUAAAAAAAAAAACAGCAAAAAUGGGGGGGAAAGAGUGAAGAGUGAUAAUACUGACAAUAGGCUUUGUCACCUUUGUGGCAAAGCUGAGAUGCAUUUUUUUGUUUUUUACAAAAUAUGAAAGGGGCAGCUUUGCCUCCUUUGAUUUUUCACCAUGUGGCCCCCGCUCGAGGAAAAGGUUUAGACACCCCUGCUUUAAACUUCUGCUGCUUGCUUUGAACUUGUGUCAUGGACGCUGGCUAACGAGGCAUUCAAACAAACAUGUUCUCCACAACUGAGUAGGAAAUAUAGAAAAAGUGAAGCGCGGCAAUUGAAGAGAUAGCGGCCGUACAGUUGAUGCACUCCAAGAAACGGCAGCUGUGCCAUGAAGACUUGAUAUGUCAACACUUGUUGUAAAAAGCAGGCGUCACUGUUAGCUUUGUCACUGAUGUCAAGUAGAAUCCCAGACUAAAUGUUAGCUUUUUGGGACAGAAAUAAAGAUGUCGGAUGAAAAAGUCA